AUGAAGCCUCGAUCACUAUUCGCAGCAUGCUCCCUGGCUGGAUUAGCUAUGGGCCAAUGUGGCUCCGAAAAGCCUGCGCCCGAGGCUCUUGUUGCAGCACGUAGGCUCCAUGCUGAGCAUGAAGCGGCCCAGAACGCCGGCUUGAGCAAGCGAGCUGAUGACGGUUUGCUAAUUUCGACAUACCUUCACGUCGUUGAAACGCAGGCCGAGGCAGGCUAUGUCACCGAUGCGAUGCUGGAGGACCAAAUGAGAGUGCUGAACGAGACCUUUUUGCCACACAAGAUCCAAUUUGUCGUCAAGAAUGUUACCCAUACUGUCAAUGACAAGUGGGCCGCCACAACUAGGUUGAGAGAGAAGGAUCUGGCCCUUCGCCAGGGGGGUUACGAUGAGUUGAAUAUUUACUUCGAGACCGGUCUGAUGAGGAACGGAUCUGCAACAGGCAUCUGCGGCUUCCCUGUGGAGGAUCCCCUCAACGAUGGCAUCAAUGGCACUUCUUGGUCCAUCUACGAUGGAUGCCACGUUAGCCCUGGUACGAUGCCUGGCGGCAGUGGCACCUACUUUAAUCCGCACGAUAACAAGGGCAAGACAGCCACGCAUGAGGUCGGGCACUGGUUCGGCCUCUUUCAUACAUUUGAAGGGUUUUCGUGCGCGGGUGAAGGCGACUUUAUCGACGACACGCCCUUUCAGAUCACCGCCACUGUCGGCUGCCCCGACUCUCUCGACACCUGCCCAGACCAGCCGGGUUUGGACCCUAUCCACAACUACAUGGACUAUAGCAGCCAUGAUUGGAUUACGCCUAUGGAUGCCACGCGGGACGGCGAUGUGCCGUCAAACAACUUCUUGGAAAGGCUAUGUAUGGCGUUUAUCUCCCUUCCUCCUGGUCAGUACAGUGGUCAGUACAGUGGACUGCAAUGGGAGUUGAGAAAACCGGCUGCAGAACCCGAGGAGCAUGAAGAGUAUGAAGGAACCGAAGAGGCCAAAGCGCACGAGGAGCCAGAAUCUCUGCCAAACGACGACAGCCCCAACGAAUGCGCACAAGAAAAUGAGGAUAGCAAACGACACGAGUCGGAACUGGACGCGCUGCGAAAUCCCUGGAACGAAGCAUACACCAGAAACCUGAACGAGUCCCGCUUCUGUGCACUUCCACCCGAGCUUAUCCGAAGGGUUGCUCUCCAUAUGACGCCCAGCUCAAUCUAUUUCUUUCGCCAAACUUGCCGUCUCUUUCUCUCGCAUGUUGAAGAAAGGACGUUCCGUAACUCCAUUAGAAGCGUCCACUCCGACCAACAGGGUAGCAUCUGGCACAGAUUGUGGCUGAACAUUCCUCGAUACGAGACAGUGUCGGAGGAGACGCAAAUCCGGGAUAUCACCCAGCGCAUGCUUCUGUGCAAACCAUGUCGGGAUUUCAGGACUUCGGGGGAAAGAGACCUCGUGCGAGGGAAUUUUCAACGGACAAAGUUGUACUGCCACGGGUGUCAAAAGGAGCACCCCAGGAUAUUCUUUUCAAAGGAACAAAGGGAGCACAGUAGCCCGCAAUGCUUGGGCAGAGAAGGCGUUGUUCGCCUCUGCACACAUUUGGCGGUAUCCUGGCACGAUCUUGAAAUGCAUCACAGAUAUGACGAUCCAAAGGUGUUCCAAUGCACUGAUAAGUCGCACCACCUCAGCCCCAGGCAGCAGACCGAGGUAGGACAGAUCUCGUCAGACUGGGCCGAAAACAAAUACUUCCCCACCAUCGCAGCGACUUUCAGAGGCAACAAGGGACGGCAGCACAGUCCCCGGGACGUUCAUCUGAGCUGGCAAGUCAUUCCAUUUGAAUUGCCCCUCAUCCCCAAGUUCCCCACAAGUCUACACGCAUUUCACCGAAAGGUUCAAGAGUCAAUGGGGGCCUCGACAGUCUCGCUCUGCCCCCACAAGACCUAUGAGGACACCUCUAUGCUAUGUGCAUUCGACCCGAAUCACUGCCACCUCGAAGCUCAUGAGUGCCGGAAUCCCCUGGAGGUGCUUCCAGUUGCCAACCCAUGCAACGGAGACAGGUGCUGGACCAUACAGCAUCGCACUCAAGUCCAGCAUCGCUCGAUCUGUCGCGAUUGUAUGACCGAGUAUUCUUGGUCACGGCAAGGCGAACAGAUCAAGCUGCGAAGGACCUCGGACUUCACUGCCAAGACGCCAUUGGAUCCAGAAUGGCUGUGUCUCUUGGACCCAGGCUCGAUCGACUUUCAAGACCCGGAGACGGAGCAUUUUCUGUGGUGCCGCGACGGCGAUUGCGCCAUCUCGAAGAGGGACAAGACCUGGCUAAGAGCGCUCACCGACACGGUCGACAAGGAGCACGAGCUUCGCGAACCCUAUCUUGACCGCCUCUAUUCCACUUUCUACCAGACGCUGCGUCUCUCGCGGCAGAAGCAUGAUGCAUCGGGUAAACUCGUCUUCAAGUCGUCGACAAGUAUAGGUGAUAUCGAGUACUCAUAA
Messenger RNA from Thyridium curvatum, 2463 nucleotides. RefSeq lists its product as uncharacterized. NCBI's taxonomy places the organism in Eukaryota, Fungi, Ascomycota, Sordariomycetes, Thyridiales, Thyridiaceae. The record is from RefSeq and is a predicted model, not a curated record. Bases 1 to 2463 code for a protein of 820 amino acids. The transcript is spliced from 4 exons. Gene Ontology annotation, molecular function: metallopeptidase activity; protein binding.